CGGCAGGAACAGGCGAUGGCAGCUCUGCAGGAGAAGAAGUCGUGCAGCCAGCGCAUGGAGGAGUUCCAGCGCUACUGCUGGAACCCAGACACCGGGCAGAUGCUGGGCCGGACGCUGUCCCGGUGGGUGUGGAUCAGCCUCUACUACGUGGCCUUCUACGUGGUCAUGAGCGGGAUCUUCGCGCUCUGCCUCUACGUGCUGAUGCGCACCGUCGACCCCUACACGCCCGACUACCAGGACCAGCUCAAGUCGCCAGGGGUGACCCUGAGGCCGGACGUCUACGGGGAGAAAGGCCUGGACAUUUCCUACAACGUGUCUGACAGCACGACCUGGGCGGGGCUGGCCCACACCCUGCACCACUUCCUGGCAGGCUACUCGCCGGCUGCCCAGGAGGGCAGCAUCAACUGCACAUCGGAGAAGUACUUCUUCCAAGAGAGCUUCCUGGCGCCGAACCACACCAAGUUCUCCUGCAAGUUCACCGCAGACAUGCUACAAAACUGCUCCGGCUGGCCCGACCCCACCUUCGGCUUCGCGGAGGGAAAGCCGUGUUUCAUCAUCAAGAUGAACCGGAUCGUCAAGUUCCUCCCGGGUAACAGCACGGCCCCCAGGGUGGACUGCGCCUUCCUGGACCAGCCCCGGGACGGCCCACCCCUGCAGGUGGAAUACUUCCCUGCCAACGGCACCUACAGUCUGCACUACUUCCCCUAUUACGGCAAGAAAGCCCAGCCCCACUAUAGCAACCCGCUGGUGGCCGCCAAGCUCCUCAACGUGCCCAGGAACAGGGACGUGGUCAUUGUGUGCAAGAUCCUGGCGGAGCACGUGAGCUUCGACAACCCCCACGACCCCUAUGAAGGGAAGGUGGAGUUCAAGCUUAGGAUCCAGAAGUAGAAUUUGCAGCCGUGACGCUCACGCGGGCCCCUAAGGCAGCAGCGGUCCAACCAACGAGACCCUAAAGGACUCACCUCUUCCACGUGGGCAUCACCCUUCUUGCUGUAAUUUAUUUUUCUGUCCGUUAAUAGAAAGACUAGCAGUGUGU
This is a messenger RNA of Phacochoerus africanus (Common warthog), 1036 nucleotides long. RefSeq names its product ATPase H+/K+ transporting subunit beta (gene ATP4B). The transcript is spliced from 8 exons. Bases 16 to 888 code for a protein of 290 amino acids. Gene Ontology annotation, biological process: sodium ion export across plasma membrane; intracellular sodium ion homeostasis; intracellular potassium ion homeostasis. NCBI's taxonomy places the organism in Eukaryota, Metazoa, Chordata, Mammalia, Artiodactyla, Suidae. Gene Ontology annotation, molecular function: ATPase activator activity. Gene Ontology annotation, cellular component: sodium:potassium-exchanging ATPase complex. The record is from RefSeq and is a predicted model, not a curated record.